Molecule: messenger RNA, 548 nt
Organism: Sesamum indicum (sesame)
Lineage: Eukaryota; Viridiplantae; Streptophyta; Magnoliopsida; Lamiales; Pedaliaceae
Source: RefSeq, a predicted model, not a curated record
AUGAAGUACAACCCACGCGUGUCUUCUUCCCGGUGCAAGAGCCGAAAGGCUCACUUCACGGUGCCGUCAAGCGUCCAUCGUGUCCUGAUAAGCGCGCCGCUCUCUAGCGACCUUCGGUCCAAGUACAACGUCCGCUCCAUGCCAGUCCACAAGGACGAAGAGGUCCAGGUGGUUCGAGGAACCUACAAGGGUCGUGAAGGUAAGGUGGUCCAGGUUUACCACAAGAAAUGGGUUAUCCACAUCGAACGCAUUACUCAUGAGAAGGUUAAUGGCUCCACCGUCAACGUCAGUAUUCACCCAUCCAAGGUUGUUAUCACUAAGCUCCGUCUCGGUAAGGAUCAUAAAUCGCUUCUCGACCACAAGGCGAAGGGACGAGCCACUGCCGAUAAGGACAAGGGUACUAAGUUUACCGCCAAAGAUAUUAUGCAGACCAUUGAUUAGUAGGUUGGUUAAUUAUGCUUGUUUUUGUUUGGUCGUUGUUGGAUUUAUAUUGAUGAAGGAAGAGAGAGGAAAACUAUGGCAUAUAAUGUUACUUUUGAUGGUACUUA